CCGUCGCGUGCGGGUGCCAGUUUUGAAUUUGCUCUCGACCGAGCCAACCUCCGCCAAGCACCAUGUGGCAUCUUCCCAGCCUGACCGAGCCCAUCACGAUGGCGUCGCCCGCGCCGCGUACGCUCCUCGACGCCGACUCGUUCGACGAGGAGUUCAAGACGCUCUUCAAGCAGACGCUCCAUAAACCGACCUCGAGCUACGUCGACGUGUUUGCCUACGACGACGAGAGCACGACCGGUCUCGCGUCGCCUGUCGCCGCCGACGACAUUGACGGCUUCUUCUUCAGCACGUACUCGCAGCCGAUUGAGAUCGACUACCGCCGCCGGCGAACGUGCUCCAUGGAGAGCUACGAAGACCGCGAUCUGCGCAUGCGCCGCCGCGUCGCAUAUGCCGACGACGACGAUGAUGACGCUCUCUUGCCGUCGGCGAUGGCGACGCGUGCGGCCGACGACGACGCCGACGACAUCUUUUUGCUCGAGCUCUAAGUGCGCCUUCCGUAGCUGUAGUAGUUUGUAGUUUAGUAGUCUUUGUCGUCGAGCCACCGAUCGAUAGCGCAUCAUCACGUCCCCUUCGCCGUACCUAAUCCAUCCCUUAUUUAUCCUCCUCUGUUUUCCUCUACCA
Saprolegnia diclina VS20 is the source of this 621-nucleotide messenger RNA. RefSeq lists its product as hypothetical. Lineage: Eukaryota; Oomycota; Saprolegniomycetes; Saprolegniales; Saprolegniaceae. The record is from RefSeq and is a predicted model, not a curated record. The coding region runs from base 63 to 485 and encodes 140 amino acids. The transcript has a single exon.